Molecule: messenger RNA, 1273 nt
Organism: Formica exsecta
Lineage: Eukaryota; Metazoa; Arthropoda; Insecta; Hymenoptera; Formicidae
Gene: EloC
Product: elongin-C
Exons: 4
Coding region: 139-684 (181 amino acids)
Biological process (GO): ubiquitin-dependent protein catabolic process
Cellular component (GO): elongin complex
Molecular function (GO): protein-macromolecule adaptor activity
Source: RefSeq, a predicted model, not a curated record
AUGAGCGCUGUGAGCGUAUUUCGGACCGCAGCCGCAAAGGCAAACGCUCGGUCUAUAUAUACUAUGUCUAUGGCUUAUUCUCUUGUCUCGAUCGAACAAAAUAAUUUGGUUAUCUUGUGAUUUAUUGUCUAUUCAAUAAUGGCUUUGCAUAAUUUUGGUGGUAUUACAUUUAUGUUGCUGUUUAUACAUCUAAAUGUAAUGAUCGCUACAGAUUAUGAUAAAGGUAGAAGAGAUCCAUAUGGUCCAUACCCUAGGAUACCUGAUAAGGAGUUGGUCAAGUCCAAUGGAGAAGCAAGUGUCGAUAAAACCGAAGAAGAAGAAGGCAGAUCAUCUAAAGACCUGCAUGUGCAAGAGAUUGGCCCUAUUUAUGGAGGUUGUGAGGGCCCAAAUGCCAUGUAUGUGAAACUGGUCAGUAGUGAUGGACAUGAGUUUAUCGUUAAAAGAGAACAUGCAUUAACAAGCGGUACCAUCAAAGCUAUGUUAAGUGGUCCUGGACAAUUUGCAGAGAAUGAAGCUAAUGAAGUUAAUUUCCGAGAAAUUCCGUCUCAUGUGUUGCAAAAAGUCUGCAUGUAUUUUACUUACAAAGUGCGCUACACAAAUAGCAGUACAGAAAUACCGGAAUUUCCCAUUGCACCCGAAAUCGCCCUAGAAUUAUUAAUGGCUGGCAAUUUCUUAGACUGUUAAACAUCAUUUGUAUUGAUCUGUUUCAGUAAUUAAAUUACAGAAACAAUGCAGCUUUAUUAUGGUCAUAUGAAUAUGUUUAUAUAUUGUGAUACUUUAGAAGUUCAUUUUGGAGCAUAAUAAUUGAGCAUAUCGAACUCUUACACUCAUAGUGACAUAGACAUUUUAAUGCUACAAGACAAUGCAAUCUUGAAGUUUUACAUUUAUAUAUUCUGAAUAUUUUAUUUGUAUGCUAUGUUUGUUAAUUUCUUUUUCCGUGUAUGUGUGUGUGUGUGUGUGUGUGUGUAUAAAACUCAUUAUAUUCAUCAUUUCAGUAAAAUUGUCAAUAAUGUUAGAAACAAAUCUAACAUUAUGUAUUAAAUCAUUAACCCUACAUUUAUCUAUCAUUAAUCAUACAAUUAAUAUCAUCAUACAAUUAAUUAUGCUAAAUCAAGUGUGUGUGUGUGGUACACACACACACACACAUACAGAGAGUGUACCCAUGACUCCAUACAUUAAGGGCUUGUUAUUGAAAUCAUUUAGAGUUGAAAUUGUUUAAUAAACAUAUGUCUAUAAAUGUUUCCUAACAGAACUACAGCCAUUGAAAAUUGAU